ACACACACUCUUUACGCACGCAUCCACACACACGUACACACACACUGAGGGUGACUUGUAUAGGCAGCCAGCAGAGAGAGAGAGAGAGAGAGAGAGAGAGAGUGAGAGAGAAAUAGAGAGAGAGAGAGAGAGAGAGAGAGAGAGAGAGAGAGAGCGAGAGAAGCGCUCUCAGAAACAGAAAGGUACACAGAGAAGAGAGUGGACGACAGAAAGUAAGAGAAGGAGAAGGAGGACGGUGGCUCCUGAGCAUCUCCUGCGCACCUUUUCAUUCCUGCACGCUCCCGGAUCUUAAAAGUCUACACUUUACUUCAUCUACAUCGUGUUUGCUCCAGAGGGAGAUUAAAACUUUUGCAAAGAGGCAUUUUUAAAUUUUUUGGAGUUGAGAGAGACGCGAUUCCUGGAAGACUUUCGUUCAUUUUUUCCCCCCAAACCAAGUCUUUCCAUCCCUCGAGAAGUUUUAAAAAGUAAAGCCCUUGUUAGUUCCAGGGCUCGACUUCACUUUUUCCACGUGUCCCACGGUGUCCCAGCUUUUGACAUAAACGUGUCACCUUGAGAUUUUUGCUUGCCUUCAAGUUUCAGACUUUAAAAAAAACCCUUCAUUUUAAGUCACUGACCCACAAACGAGACCAAAAAUGAGAUUUCAAACAUCAGCACAGUCCCCAGCCUUGUGUGAUUAUUGUCCUAAAUGCUUAAAUCAUUAAAACAAAGUGAGUUUUAAUGGUUUUAUUUUUUCACUUUACAAGCUGAGGUGUGAUACUGAAGAUACGGGGAGCCGGGCAGCACAGCUCACCUGUAGCAUCUCCUCCGCUCAGCCGACACUUUGAUUUGCACUUUUUACGCACAGAAACGCCACUUUGUGACUAUUUUAAGAGAGAUUCAAUCUAUCUGAGAGGAGAAAUCGCACUCCACACAGUUCAUUCAUUCUGAAAACACAACCGCCUCUUGUCACUUGCAGAGGGCUUUGGAGUGCGUAAAGGAGAGUUACGCUUUUACGCAAAAAAAUCCCCCAAACUUCAAAAAUCCAACUUUUAAAUCACCCCGGGGAUCCAGAUCUACAGAUUUUUGUCACGAAUAUAAAGUUUAAAGAAACUUCAACGCAACUUUCACCAGCUUUUUGAAAGUCAUCCAGAGACAGCCGGACUCUCCAUCACCAUGCUGUUCGACAGUUUCGACCUCGUUUCGGCUCUGGCCACUCUGGCCGCCUGCCUGGUGUCCAUGGCUCUGCUCCUCGCCGUCUCCCAGCAGCUGUGGCAGCUUAGAUGGACGGCCACGCGGGAUAAAAACUGCAAGCUUCCCAUGCCCAAAGGAUCCAUGGGCUUCCCCUUCAUAGGCGAGACCUGCCACUGGCUCCUGCAGGGUUCGGGCUUCCAUGCAUCGCGGAGGCAGAAGUAUGGCAACGUGUUCAAGACCCACCUGCUGGGCCGCCCUCUGAUCCGGGUGACGGGCGCAGAGAAUGUGCGCAAGGUGCUGAUGGGUGAGCACACUCUGGUGACGGUGGACUGGCCUCAGAGCACCGCCACACUCCUGGGACCCAACUCACUGGCCAACAGCAUCGGAGACAUCCACCGCAAGAGGAGGAAGGUGUUUGCCAAAGUGUUCAGCCACGAGGCCUUGGAGUCCUACCUCCCGAAAAUCCAGCAGGUCAUCCAGGAGAGCCUUCGAGUAUGGAGCUCCAACCCUGAGCCCAUCAACGUCUACAGGGAGAGCCAGAGGUUGUCGUUCACCAUGGCGGUGAGGGUGCUGCUGGGAUUCAGGGUGUCAGAGGAGGAGAUGAGGCAUCUGUUCUCAACCUUCCAGGACUUUGUUGACAACCUGUUCAGCCUUCCCAUAGACCUGCCAUUUAGCGGCUACAGGAAGGGUAUCCGUGCACGAGACACCCUGCAAAAAAGCAUAGAGAAGGCCAUCAGGGAGAAGCCGCUGUGUUCCCAGGGCAAGGAUUACAGCGAUGCGCUGGACGUCCUGAUGGAGAGUGCCAAAGAGAACGGCACCGAGCUCACCAUGCAGGAACUAAAGGAGUCGACCAUAGAGCUGAUCUUUGCAGCCUUCGCCACCACGGCCAGCGCCAGCACCUCACUCAUCAUGCAGCUCCUCCGCCACCCUCCUGUCCUGGAGCGCCUGAGGGAGGAGCUCAGAGCCAGGGGUCUCCUCCACAAUGGCUGCCUCUGCCCUGAAGGAGAGCUGAGGCUGGACACCAUCGUGAGCCUCAAGUACCUGGACUGUGUCAUCAAGGAGGUCCUGAGACUCUUUACGCCCGUCUCAGGGGCCUACCGAACUGCCAUGCAGACCUUCGAACUUGACGGAGUCCAAAUUCCAAAGGGCUGGAGUGUGAUGUACAGCAUUCGGGACACUCAUGACACCUCAGCUGUAUUCAAGGAUGUAGAUGCCUUCGACCCUGACCGCUUCAGCCAGGAGCGGGGAGAAGACAAAGAGGGACGCUUCCACUACCUGCCCUUUGGCGGUGGUGUCCGGUCCUGCCUGGGCAAGCAGCUGGCCACCCUCUUCCUUCGCAUCCUGGCUAUUGAGCUAGCCAGCACCAGCCGUUUCGAGCUGGCCACCCGGCAGUUCCCCCGCGUGGUCACAGUACCCGUGGUCCACCCGGUCGAUGGGCUGAAGGUCAAGUUCUACGGCUUGGACUCCAACCAGAACGAGAUCAUGGCCAAGUCGGAAGAGCUGCUGGGAGCGACUGUUUGAAGAGCAGAGAGUUGACGAGUAGGAGGGGUGAGUGAUUGAAGAAGUCUUUAGGGAGAAGAUUGAAGGAAGGAAAGAAGAAGAAGAGUUAUUUUUUCUUCUCCACCUUUGCUCUGCCAAGUUGGAGGUUCCUUUUCAGACUAAAAGAAAAGCAGAAGGCUUCGUCUCUUGUUACAACUGAUGAUGAUCGGGACUUUCCUCUGAGAAAGGAAGAAGCUGCCAAAAAAGUUCUAUUCUGCUCUAUUCUGUGUAUUUUUUUAAAGAAAUAUACAAACAAAAUGUAUGUACAAAAAAGCUAUGUAAUAUAAUUUGAAAGAGAAUGUGGGUAGUGCACAAUGAGAGAAAGAUAAGUAUGGUGGUACUUUUGGUGAAAUGAAGCGUUGAAAUUAGAAAAGUAAAAGUAAAGACGGUUGUGGAAGGAAGGCGAGAUGGAUGAAACAGGGUAUAGGCUGAAAGAAUAUGAUAUUUUAGCAUUUUGCUUGUGCUUAAUCAAAUGCAGUGAACCAUUUCAGUUGUCUAGCAGGGUAAAAGAGAUGGCUAUAUAGACAGAAAGUUCUAGAUUUACUGGUCAAAACUGGUAAAUUUUGAGCCUGAAUUCUUCAUGGUGGCACCCAGAUUCAACUCAUGUUUUCUGCUUAUUGGAAAAAGAUUUGAAAGAAUGACAGAAAUCAGUAGUGGCUUUGUGUUUUCCAUCAAAGGUCCAUCAAGAUUCAAACUGUUUACUAGCUUACAGAUGCAGUCAAAAGGAUCAUAGCACAUUGGGUAGCAGGUUGUGGCACAGAUAGACUGUGUUGCUGAGCUUGUCAGAUUGGCGUUUGACCAUUUCUUCAAGCCAACUGUAACAUGAUGCAGUACAUACUUUGACUGGCUUAAAUUUGUACUCCUAAUUAGGGUCAAGUAUCAAUUCAGGCGGUGAAGGAAAGGGCUGCGCUUAGAAAUGAGGGAUGUAGUUCUGGUGGGGAAGAAAUACUGGCUGCAUAUUUUAAGGGGCGGAACACAUAACAUUUUGAAUUGAUGUAAAUGGGCAAUUUGUUUAAUUUCUUAUGUUCUUCUUUCCUGCUGUUUUUUCACAAAGCUGCCUCUUUAUGAUCCCAUAUUGCCUCCAUUUAUGUGUCGUACAGUAGAAUAAGCUCCAGUUCUCAAAUGACCAACACUACAACAAAACCAUAGAAAGGACAUAAAGAGAAGAACCGCAGAGCUUUUACUCAAGUGAUCUUAGUGCUUGAGUAAAAUAAGAGUGCAAUUAAAAUUAUAGUAAUGAAAAGGGGAACAAGGAAGAGAUUAAGUAGCUGUUCAGGGUAUUUCUUGAGGAGGUAAAUCCUUGCUAGAAGAUACCAUCAUUAUAGCUUUUACAUUCUCCAAACUGUUCCUUCUUGAGGUUCCAAAUUACAAACCCUAAAAUGUCAAAGUGAUUAAGAGACAAAAUGCAAACUGCACUCAUGAGAAAAAGAAACUGAAAAAAAAAGGAUUUAGAGGCUUUUCCAUCCUACCAUGUCUUAUUAUCUUUAUCUCUAGUGAAAACCUUGCAUUAUUCUUCUUUUGUCCCUGCUACCCACAGGUUGCCCAGCAGCAUUAACUCAAAAUAUUGCCCAUAUAUAUAUAUAUAUAUAUAUAUAUAUAUAUAUAUAUAUAUAUAUAUAUAUAGCGUAUCCCAGUAAUCUUGGUGGUGUGUGAACUCAGGUGCAGAGUAGACAUUGUGGUGAAUAACAAAUAAGCCUUUGCUUUUUGAUAUUUAACUCGAAUAUAAAUAAUGUCAUUUACUCACUGUUUAAGAGCUGGACCAAUUACUUUUUGAAAAGCUGUCAAUUACUUUCUGUCCACAUAAACAAAAAGAUAUCAGGGGUUUCCUGCCCUUGCUCUCACUUGACGUAUUACCUUCUGCAUCCAUUUUGUUAUCCCCCAAAGGAAGCAAUUUUGGUGAUGCAAGCAGAAUCUACCGACAUGAAUUCCCAAUUGGCAUCUCACAAGAUAAAAGUAACUGAAUCAAGUUCAAACAGUAAUGAGGUCUAGGUCUGCGUUGUAAACUCUCUGAACCUGUGCUUUGAUACAUAAACUACACUUUCAAGUUGCAUUGAGAUUGUUCUUUCUUGGAUAGUGACUUUACGCCGCAACGAGGAUAUGAUAAAGAACUAGCGCAACUUCCUGAGCUGGAGGAGGAGAAAAGACAGAGGGAUAUGGUGGAGGUGGAGAAGACCUACAUACAUGCUGCUUGAGUGUUGCUUUGUCAUUCUGUGUUUGUUUAUUUGUGUGCUGUUUUUAUUUUCCCAUCUCCUUGGGCAGCCAUUUUGAGUUCUGUGGAGAAAGUAACAUUCUGUCUUGCUGCUCCUUCAAUCAACGCUAAGAAUGCAAAACACAAUAAAUUUCAUGGUUUAAGCAACUUUAUUAGCUAAAAGAGAUUUAUUGUUUGAGGUGAUUGCACAAUCAGAACUCUCAGAGCUUUGUGUGUUCCAUAAUUGGAGAGGAAGAUUUUUUUUUUUUUUAUUAUUUCCCAUAUAUGGAAAGCUUCUGCAACAGAACUCUGGGACUUGUUAGUGGAACUCUUGGACAUUCUAGAAUCCUUGAUCAGAGUUCUAAGUUACAAAACGAAGCUUGGGAGAGGAGAACCGAUGAGGUUUCAGGGGAGCGCAGGGUCACGCUCAGAGGGCUUUUCCUAUUGGACGAUCCUGUUAUCCAGUAGCAUUCCAGAUGGAUUCUGCCCAUGCUAGACAAUGUUCACUUGUUCUACCAACCACACCACUGAUUUCUUCAUGAUAAAAAUAUAUAAAAAUAGAUUUUUUUUGCUGCUUUUCUUGUGUACAUUUUCUAAUUGAGAGUUCUAGAUUGCAAUAGUUUGUAUCGAGUGAGAUUUGCUAUUUCUUUCCCUAUAUAUAUAAAAUUUAGCUGAUUAAAAUAUUUGCAUUUUGUGAAAGCAAAAAGACCAUUAAUAGGUUAUAGUGUAUAUUAAUUUGUACAUUAUUCCUUUCUUUAGCAAGCCAUGGGGAAAGUAGCUAUUUACGUCUACUAAUAACCUAAUAUUAAUGUUAUUGUACAAUUAAUAAUGUUGUUAUAAGAUAUUUGAAAUGCUAUUUUUUAUUCUAUUACAGAUUUAGAGUUUUUAGCCUAAAUGAGAAGGUCUUUGGUAAAUAUUGGAUGUAUUUAGAAUGUUAUGUAUUUCAGUUAUAUUGUAAACAGUGUUUAAAAUGUUAAUAUUGUUGAUUUGAUUACUGUAAUAAUUAUUAUUUGUUUUGUUAUUCAGACUUAUUAUCACUGCAUUUUAUUUGAUAUUAAUUAUCAAAAACAGAAAGCACUUGCGAGGUAUGUCUAUUUUUUAAGUGCCAUGCGACUACACUUCCCCUUCCUCUCACCUAUUGGUUUCUCUGAACCUGUCAUGUCAUUCUGUACAUAAUAUUUGUAUUUCUUUUUACAGGAAAAAAUGUUCAUUUAGUUUAAAUAUGAAUGUCUUGUUCUACAUUCUUCCUUUCCCUUUUUGUUACCGUGAUUGUUAAAUGUACUCCUGUAAUAAAAUAUAAAGCAAAAAGAUA
Siniperca chuatsi (mandarin fish) is the source of this 6209-nucleotide messenger RNA. RefSeq names its product cytochrome P450 26B1 (gene cyp26b1). The transcript has 7 exons. Gene Ontology annotation, molecular function: iron ion binding; heme binding; oxidoreductase activity, acting on paired donors, with incorporation or reduction of molecular oxygen. Bases 1153 to 2691 code for a protein of 512 amino acids. NCBI's taxonomy places the organism in Eukaryota, Metazoa, Chordata, Actinopteri, Centrarchiformes, Sinipercidae. The record is from RefSeq and is a predicted model, not a curated record. Gene Ontology annotation, biological process: sterol metabolic process.